GGCCUGGAACGGCUGCAGAGGGUGCAGGCUGAAGUGGUGGAUGCUCUACGGGAACUUCAAAGGGUCAAGAAGUGCUACCACGACUUCAGUCACAUUGCCAGUAUUGCACGUGAGAAAACUGCAGAUGCACAGGCCAGAGCUAGAAAAAGUGAACAUGGAAUUUUUCACUUUAAAACAGGACUCCAUAAAACGACCACAAAGGUGACCAGAGACAGAAAUGUUCAGCAGUUUCUCCAAGAUUCGGUAUCGUUCAGCAAAACCCCUGAAUUUACCUUCCAGCCUGCUCUGCGUGACAAGGUGUCAGUUCUGCAGGAAGUUUGUGGUUCAGAAGAAGAGGGCUGCCUGCUGAAGGAGGCUAAGAAAUGGACUGCCAAGGUGGCUAAAGACCACAAGAUCAUUGCCCACGGAGAGAGGGCUCUACAGAUGUUAGAGAGCCGACUGAAGCUCCUAUCCGGGGAGACGGCGCUCAGUGUGGAGCAGAAGAUAGCAGAGGUACAGGAGAGCGUCAGGAAAGCCAAGCUGAACAGGGCGAAGGCCGAGGCUCGCCUGGCCCUGCUGUCAGAGAGCACACCAGGAACAGAACAAUGGCUUCACGCUGCCAUGAACCAGGUGGAAGAGGAGUUGGAGAGAGAGCGACAUCUCAGCGAACAGAGGAAGUCUACUGAAGACUUUUCAGAGGAUGAGUUUGAGCUGACUGACUUUGAGGACUACGAUGAUAAUGGAGAGAUCUUCACAGAUCCAGUGUCAGCAUCUGGAGUGUGUGUUUACCCUGCAGCCUGCAGAGGUAUUUACAGCUAUCAGGCUAGCCAAUCAGAUGAGCUGUCAAUCAUGGAAGGGGAGGAGCUUCAAGUAAUCGAGGAUGGAGAUAUGGAGGACUGGCUGAAGGUGUGUAACUCGUGUGGUCAGGUGGGCUACGUCCCUGAGCGGUAUGUGCAGCUCCUGUGUCUGCCAGCAGAGGACAGCACUCCGCUGGAAAGCUCAUUCAGCUCCACCUCCUCCACUGUGACUAAAGAGACGCCAGGGAGUAGAGGUGUAGCCAGGGCUCUGUACUCCUACCAGGCUCAGAGCGCAGAGGAGCUUUCCUUCCAAGAGGGGGCGCUAAUACACCUGAUACGCCGUCCACGUGGAGAGGUUGAUGAUGGUUUUUGGGAGGGAGAGCUGAACGGACACGUCGGCGUCUUCCCAUCGCUGAUGGUAGAGCUUGUUCACAAUGAAGAGGAGGAUGAGGAAGAAAAAGGGGAGAUGGAGCCUCUUCCAACCCCAACCAUGCCCCCUUUCUCCCCUCCCAUCCCCACACCCUCAGCUCCUAGCUGUAAUUCAGAACUGAGCGCUGCUUCUCCGAGCAGUAUGGAGGACAAACAGCAGGCUGCUCUAAUGGAGGGAUCAAAGCUGGCAGGCAACAGACCGGAGGCUGGAACCAGCAGCCACAGCUCUCCUGAGCACUCCAGCACUCCACUGAGACCAUGUCGAGCACCUCCUCCACCUCCAACACAGAAGACUUCAUCUCAGGCUUGAGACAGACUGGAGUCGUAGCUGUCUUGUUACAGCCAAAACAUUGCUGAUUUGUGCCAUUUAUGUAUCGUCAGGUGGUUUUCUUGGUCAUGUGAGGCGUCACACAAGUACAGUAGUUGCAAUCUGUGUGUGUAUCACCGCUCUGUUCAUCGUCGCUUUUGCAGGAACAACAGGUUAUCAAGAAAACAUGGCAGCUUAGAUCCAGAGCAUUGUUUUUAGUACUUGACCUUUUAAAGACUGCCAAAGCACUGUUACAAGGAAUAUCAAAAUGCCAAUUUUAUUAAUACAACUUGUAAAAAUAAGAAAUUGCACAUGCAAUACGACUUUGAACCACAAGAUAGUCCAGCGAGUCUGUCCUGAAUCCAAAAUGAGACAUUCCUAUAUGAGUAUUACUAAAGCUACAGCUAGAUCAGCAGUCAGGAUUACAAUAUGUCCCCACUUGUUUGGGCAGCUAGAAGAGCAAAGAAGCAUUACAAAGUCAUUUAUAUGUAAAGAAUGUAAUAUUGACAUGAAACUUUUACAAAAAGUAUCUUUUUAAAGCGGCAUUGUAAAAACAACCUUAAUUGAUUGCAGUCGUGUGAAAAAGAAAGUUUUCACAGCACUCCAUACACUUCUGUGAAAGCUUAUAUAGCACUACUUUUUAAAUAGGAAUUAACAAGUUACAUGACAGCCAACUGUUGAUAAUCAAAUGCACUUGAUUAACAUAAAGAAGAGGUUUUGGCAGUUUGCUGGUCGGGAGCAUGGAGGUGUGCAAACUCACUCCAAGUUCAGACUUUGCAAUUGUCAGAGAAUUGCAAAACACCCGAGCGCUACAUCUUACACUUCAGACCCCAGUAAGUAUGUUAAAUAUUAAAGUCGAAUGUGCACAAACUCCAACUAAUCGAAGCAACACUGUAAAGAAGAGCGGGCUAAAACUCCUGCACAAUGUGUGAUUCAUAAAGAAAUACAGAAAGUUGUUGUUGCUAAAGGUGGCUCUGCAGCUAUGCAGCCCUUCCAAAAUGCAACCCUUCCUUCCCACAUGACUACACAAUCAUGUGUUAAACUUGGACCUCUCAAGUUUUAGUGUAGCAAUCACUAACAAACACAGUUCAGACGUAACAUUAGGUAUUUGUUUUAUUUUCAUGAAGUCUAACAUUAGCUAGCAUACAUGCUAUUCUAAACGGCAACAGUUAAGCUAGUUAGCAUGUCGAAGGCUAACAUAUGAUCUACUUGUUUACCCUUAUAUUAUGAUAUUAUAAUAACAAGGCUAGUGUCAUAAUUAAACAAUUUGCUUUUGGAUUUUUGAAAUAUCCUCUUCUAUAUAAUUGUUUUUGUACUGUAAGUCAUUGUUGUGGAAUAAAUUAAGUUAUUAAAUUUGGAGUUUGUUUGGUUAUUUAUGUAAGUCAUUACCACCUGAAUCACGUGGCUCUUGUGGCAUUAUCUAAUAAGGAAAAAAGACACACUCAGAGCUUUCAGAAGCACAGACCAGAGUUUUGUUUUGUUUUUUAUUGCAUCAGAAUAUAUUAUAAUCCAUCUGCUUAUUUACAUUUUCUUUAGUGUUUGUAUAAUAUUUUACAAAUAUUCCAAGCUCAUCACAAGAAACAUCUCUCAAACACUCACACUCCAGGAUUGAUCAAGCUAAUUAUAGUAGUUAUUUUUGUUUGCUUGCUUAUUUAUUUCAGGUUUUGCAGCUUUCAGUGGCGCUUCAGUAGCAGCACGAGUUCUUAUCUCAAUGAACCACACAAAUUCCAAGAACUGGUUUUAUCUUGUCAGCCUGAAGCAGAAGAAAAAAAUGCAACUAAAGUGAAAACCAGAUGACGAGUCACGUGACUUUACAUACUUUUUCUACUAACAAAUAUCACGUUUGUUUGUCAGUAUAGCAUCAGUUCCUCACACGCGGACAGUACAGGUGAUAUGUGAAGUAUAGACCUGCCUUUACUCUGGUUUUAACUUCGAUCAGUUAAUACAUAAUCUGACCUCUGCAUAAAAACACAGCACUGUCCAUGAGGUCAACUUUUAUAUUUAAAGAAAAGAAAUCUGUGAAAUUCAUUGCAAUUGAAGCUAGGAAUGAGAUAUCUUAGCAACAAAUGUUUCUGAAUAACUCGAUGCGAUGCUGCAAUCCAGUAAACUUGACUCAUGAUUUAAGUUGAAUUCAUUAACCUGUAGAAAACAGACAGACUGAUCUAAUCAUGGUUAACCAGGAACAUAGUAUCAGUGUUUAAAUCAUCGGCUUCAUUUUGACCGAAUACAAUUAUGUGAAUGAAAAUCCAGCGUUACAUGGAAUCAUAUUGUUAUCAUCACCACAAAAAGAAUAGGUCUUAAAUCAUGGGCUCCAUAUUUUUUUAUAAUCCAGUCACUAUACUGUAUUUGAGCUUUAUUUUUAAUUGUACUUAGUCUAAGUGGAAAUUUUGAUAUGUUAGAGGUAAUUAAGAAUGUCAAGUUUUCACUUCAAGUGUAAAAAUAAAAAAUAAAAUGGAACAUUAGUGAAUCAUCUGCACUGAACUAUACUUUUUAUUAACCUCUGUCUCUCUUCCACAGCAUGUCUUUAUCCUGUCUUCCUUCUCUCACCCCAACCAAUCACAGCAGA
Molecule: messenger RNA, 4078 nt
Organism: Haplochromis burtoni (Burton's mouthbrooder)
Lineage: Eukaryota; Metazoa; Chordata; Actinopteri; Cichliformes; Cichlidae
Product: F-BAR and double SH3 domains protein 1
Biological process (GO): regulation of actin filament polymerization; neuromuscular synaptic transmission
Cellular component (GO): neuromuscular junction; recycling endosome
Molecular function (GO): protein binding
Source: RefSeq, a predicted model, not a curated record